AAAACAGUCUGGUCAACGGGGGCGUGGAUUUGACAGGCCUGUUCUAUACGGUUAGCCGUGUGUGUAGGAGAGAGGUUUGUGUCCAUUGAAAAGGCAAGCAAAUGGAUCAUUCCAAGUUCACUAAGGAUCUAAGUAUAAGGCGGUAAACUGACACCCAGCCUAAUAUACAUCAGAGAAAAGAAUGACAUCAACGUUAAGUUCCGACGCUGUGCCGUCGGUGCCACCACCAGCUUAUGACGCAGCGCAGUCGGCAUCACUCUCACCACCAAACAUCGUCAUGCCGGCGGAUAUCCAAGUGUCCUCGUCGUUUGAUACCAAGGCCUUUCCAGCUGCCAACAGCCCGUCGGAACCUCCACCGCCUUACCAAGGCGACCCAGCUGCUAAGACCCACCAACCCUUCCUCUCCACGGAGGCCCCACCCUUAGCCUAUCUUGACAUCAUGCCGAGGAUGUUGACAACAGGGUCGUUGGAGAAUGAAAUAGCACCGACUUUCGAUUCCUAUCCCACCGUCAUAGCAACGGCGAAUCAGUGGCUCUCCUCCAACCCGAGCUACAUGGUGUGGAAGUGUGAGACUGUGGAGAAGAAGGUGGACAAAGGACCGUUUGUGGAUAUGAAUUCUAUGCUGCAUCACGACUCGACUUUCGGUUUCAACGUAUACGUUCGCGGACUGAGAUUAUGGGUCACCCCGAAAGAGCCUCACGUGCAAGCACAGCAAUUAGGUCCUACUGACCCAUCUUUUGGUUACGGUUUGCAUGGAGGGCACAUGAUGGGAUACUCACGAGUGCAAAUGCGACAGUUGAUGCAGCGGCAGAGUUUGAAGAAGACUUUAGCUGCCCUCAACGAGCGGUUAAAAUCAGAACCGCUUCCAGGUCAGAUCAUGAACGUAGAAACAGCCUGGGACAAAGCCCGGGAGGGGUUUUUGUUGAAGGAGUAUGACCCAGACUGUAUGUGCCGGCACGAAAAGGGAGGGUCCAGCCGUCUGUACCUCCAGGUCGUCAGGAUCUUCUAUUUGAUUGGUCCUCCAGCGCACGAGGAGAUAGACAUCCAUGAUACUGUACCACAGUGUACCAUGAAACCCAGUAUGAACAAACCCCCGAAGUUCCAGUCCUUCACUGAGACAGUUUACCAAACCGGUCACUGGUUACAACAACAACAGGGUAUUCGGAUAGUCAACAUUGUGUCCCAGGAGUGCCCUUUGAGGUUAUGUUUCAAUGAUGUAGAAAUAGAAACAAACAGCACAGUGGAACAGGAGCUAUUUUCUUUGACAAAUCACUUUGUGAAAGUAGUGCGGGUAAUAUUCGUCCGCUCCAAGGCCACGGCUUCCUCAGCUUACGGCGCAAUUUGCCUGACAUCAAAACUCUUCCUUCCAGUUCGAUUGGGACAAAAAUCAUACGAAACAAUGCCAGUGACCGUCUGGAGGAUAGCUUCGUGGCUAAGAGCCGCUGGUCUUCAAAUAUUUGGCGUGGAUACUCAGCGCAUGCUCAUGACGAACAUAUCUCGAGGUUCCGGUGUACAGGAAGACAGGGUGGACACGACAAUAUAUGGAAUGAGAGCUAAAUAUUGGGUCACGGGAAUAAGGGUAUAUUUUGGGUGCAUGUACCAGGAGCCUCCUCCUCACAUGCUGCCCCCUGCCCCUUACUGGGAGAUCACCCAACAGUCAUCCUCUAGUACGUGUAACCUACUGUGAUACGCCCCCAACAGAUACUGAACGGCUGAAGAGCUGUUGUCUCCCUUGGAGUGUAAAUCUUUUGUAGUGUGGCUAGUACGUGACUGACAGGAAUGAGUCGUGUGAAAUUGUCCCCUCGGUCAUGUCACCUGCUGUGUCUUGAAAGUAUCCCGUGAUCUGGAAGUAAUUCUAAAUUCAUAUCACCUCAUUAUUUAUACAUAAUAAUGA
Messenger RNA from Liolophura sinensis, 1894 nucleotides. RefSeq lists its product as uncharacterized. The record is from RefSeq and is a predicted model, not a curated record. The transcript has 11 exons. Lineage: Eukaryota; Metazoa; Mollusca; Polyplacophora; Chitonida; Chitonidae. The coding region runs from base 182 to 1687 and encodes 501 amino acids.